GUUCCAACAAAAAGGUUGGCCCCGGGUUCCUUCGCCAUGAUCGUCGGGCCCAAGCUGUCGCUCUCCAUGGCCGGCGGCCUGGCGGGCGCCAAAGCGGCACAAGCCGACGCCAAGGCCAAGGCCAAGGCCAAGAGCAAGGCCCGGGAGUCGCCCCUGGCGGCCGCGGCGCGCCGGGCCCGCGACGCCCAGAGCGCCCUGGGCGCCAGGGCGGCGCGCGCCUCGCGUCAGAGCCGGGACGCCAGCGUGGGGAAGGAGGCGAAGGAGAGGAAGGAGGGCGAGCGGCAGUUUGCGGCGCGGCCGCUUAUCGAGAAGGCCAAGGACAAGGCCUCGAGCCCUUUCCGGCGGCCGCCGGGGAGCCACUCCGCCAUCUCUCUGAAUUUGAAGAAGAAGCAGGAGGCGAAGAAGCCGGAGGAGGCGACGAGCCCCGACACCUCCGCGGGCUCCACCCCCGCAGGGCUGAUUUCGGAGGACACCGGCACUAAGCCGGCAGACCGCACAGAGAUUCUGGAGGCGGCGCAGGUGCUGCGGAAGGAGGCCCAGGACCUGGGCCGCGCACUGCGGCGCUGGGUGGCGGAGGCGGGCCCUGAGAAGGGCGAGUCCGCGGAUCUCGCGGAGGCCGAAGCGGAGAAGACCUCCGAGCCGUGCGAGGUGCAGCUGGCCGCCGAAACGGAGGACGAGGGUCCGCACAUCAGCUCGCCGGUGGGCGUUCCACCCACGCCAGUGGAGGUGGAGAGCCUCGAGCCGGCCGCGGAUUCCGCGGACGGAUCGGAAGUUCCGGCCGCGGCCGCCGCGGCGCCGGAAGGUCCGGCGCGGCCGCGCGAGCCGGGGCGCCGCGCGCUGGAGCAAGAGUGUGAGCGCCUGGACGCCGACCUGCAGCGGGUAGCAGACGAGUACCACCGCCUGCUCUUGGAGCGCCAGAAGGCCUUCGAGGCGUUGGAGCCUGUGAGGCCGGCGGCGCCGGCCUUCGGCAUGCAUGCCGCGCCGGCGCCUCUGCCCAUGCACAUUCGGGCCACCUUGGGCGCCACUGGCAUGCAGGCGCCGGUGUCUAGGGCUACGGUGCCGCAGGCUAAGCCCCGCUCGCCCAGCCUCUCGCCCGGCCCGCCGCAAGACGUGCCGGCCUGA
Messenger RNA from Effrenium voratum, 1122 nucleotides. The record is from the annotation of a GenBank genome assembly. NCBI's taxonomy places the organism in Eukaryota, Dinophyceae, Suessiales, Symbiodiniaceae.